Messenger RNA from Hevea brasiliensis (rubber tree), 972 nucleotides. RefSeq names its product basic leucine zipper 43-like. Bases 260 to 757 code for a protein of 165 amino acids. Gene Ontology annotation, molecular function: DNA-binding transcription factor activity. Lineage: Eukaryota; Viridiplantae; Streptophyta; Magnoliopsida; Malpighiales; Euphorbiaceae. Gene Ontology annotation, biological process: regulation of DNA-templated transcription. The record is from RefSeq and is a predicted model, not a curated record. The transcript has a single exon.
GCCACAUAGGCCUACUAUAAAAGAUCAUCAUGCCAGCAUAACAAGGAACUCUUUCUAAUUCUUGCUAACUGGUGAAGGAUCAUCUUUAAAAUCCCAAUUCUCCCCUUCAAGCUUCCUCCUUCCCUUUGCUCAACCCACUUCCAUUGUCAUGGAGCCACAGGAAAACAAGAGACUCCAUUGUCUGCCUCAUGCAAACUAGUUUCAGAAUCUUCUCACUCUCUCUCCUUCUGUAGCCAACCUCAACAUUCAAGCGCAAACCAUGAAGUCCACAGGACACCCUCUAAACAUUGCAAAUUUUUCUCGAAAUCAAGAAGCCAACUCAAGUUUGUUCAAUAGAUCAUUCUCAUCCAACUCCCCUAUCCAUUUCCCAAUCCAUAUGUUAUCUCCACACACCUCAGCUCUCAAUGCAGACUCUACUCUAAACGAAACAGGUGAUCAACUGGGAAUUUCCCAUGCGAGGAGACUUAAGAGGAUGAUAUCCAACAGGGAAUCUGCUCGAAGAUCUCGUAUGCGCAAGAAGAAGCAAAUUGAAGAGCUCCAAUAUCAGGUUAAUCAUCUCCAAACCAUGAAUCAUCAGCUUUCUGAGAAGGUUAUCAGCUUGUUAGAGAGCAACCACCAGAUCCUCCAAGAGAAUUACCAGCUCAAGGAGAGAGUUUCUUCUUUUCAAAUUGUUCUGUCUGACCUGUUGACACCUAUUAGAAAUGUGGAAGACAGCAUAUGCAACACCAAUUGCCUUCGAGGAGAAACUUCAAAUUGAUCGAUCUAUCAUCAGUACGUACCAUACGUAUAAGGAUGACUUAAGGGGAUUGAAUACAUUGUAUAAAACUAUUUAUAGAGCUGAAUUUGUCACUUAGCUUUCACUUUGUUGUGGUGUUCAGGUAAUGUUAUAUUUAGAGAUUAAUGCCUAGCUCGUUAACAUUUCCCUUGAAAGAAACAGAAAAUUGGAGAAUUUCUGAAAGUAAAAUGAGUGGA